This is a messenger RNA of Lutzomyia longipalpis, 3249 nucleotides long. RefSeq lists its product as uncharacterized. The transcript has 6 exons. The coding region runs from base 193 to 3249 and encodes 1018 amino acids. Gene Ontology annotation, molecular function: heme binding; monooxygenase activity; iron ion binding. The record is from RefSeq and is a predicted model, not a curated record. NCBI's taxonomy places the organism in Eukaryota, Metazoa, Arthropoda, Insecta, Diptera, Psychodidae.
CAGUUGAUCGCAACCUGCCAAACUGUUCAAUUUAGUCGCGAUUUACAUGUAUACUCUUCACUGAAUUUAUUUUAAAAGGAAGUAAUUUUAACAUAUAGUAGAGGGUAGUGCAGCUAGUGCGAAUCUCGCAAGAAGGGGUGAAAAUUUGUGACUCAAUCACGUUUGUGUGCAAGCUUUAGUGGUCAAUAAAAUAUGCUAUCAGUAUUUCUCUGGGCACUUUUAGUGCUUCUACUUGGUGUUUACGUGCACUUUCGGAGGCGCUACAGAUUCUGGGAUGAGCUCGGUGUACCCUUCGUACCACCAACAUUUCCAUUGGGAAAUGUGGCUGAUUCCGUGGCAGCUGGAAAUCACUUUAGCUACGUGAUACAGGGUCUAUAUGAGCGUACCAAGAAGGAAAAAUACAUGGGUAUCUACUUCUUUAGUUCACCAUGUCUCCUCAUUAAUUGUCCCGAAAUGGCAAAAACCAUCCUUGUGAAGGACUUUAACUAUUUCGUCGAUCGAGGGGUGUAUUAUGAUGAAAAUAAGGAUCCCCUUUCGGCAAAUUUAUUUUUUAUGGAAGGUCAAAAAUGGCGGAAUUUGCGUGCAAAAAUUUCCCCAACAUUCACAAGUGGAAAGCUCAAAGUUCUCUUUCAUACAGUCGCUGCAGUUACGGAGGAAUUACUUGGAUUUAUUUCUGAAAGCCUAGAAGUUUCUCCCACGGGAAAGACACUUGAAAUAAAGGACCUAAUGGCAAGAUUUACAACAGAUAUAAUCGGGACAACAGCCUUUGGCAUUAAUUGCGACAGUCUCCACAAUCCAAAAUCGGAAUUUCGACAAAUGGGCAAUAGAAUUGUUAACAUUACAAAAACAAGAGCUGUGGCACUUUUCCUCGGUAUGGUUAAUCGUAGUCUAGCAAGGAGAUUAAAUUUACGCUUUACACACCAAGAAGAUGCGGACUUUUUCAUGGAGACCAUUAAGAAUAUAAUUAAUCAGCGUGAGCAGCAGAAGAUUAAGCGAAAUGACUUUAUGGACUUGAUGAUACAGCUGAAAAAUAAAGGGAAAUUGGAAGAUGCUGAAGAAUCUGAAGCCACUGGUGGACUAACAUUCGAAGAGAUUGCCGCACAAUGUUGGAUUUUCUAUUUUGCCGGCUUUGAGACAUCUUCAACAACAAUAACUGUGGCACUUCAUCAGCUUUCAAUUCACGAAGAUAUUCAGGAACGUGCACGCGAGGAAGUAAAGCGUGUCCUGGAUAAGUAUGAUGGGAAAUUUACAUAUGAAGGUGUCAUGGAGAUGGAAUAUCUCAACCAAAUUGUGAAUGAGACGCUGAGACUUUUCCCACCGGUUGGUACAAUUCACCGUAUCUCAAAUCAGGACUAUCGUCUCCCAAAUGGCGCCAUAAUGCCCAAAGGCACAUUCGUUGUCAUCCCUAACAUGGCAUACCAGUACGAUGAGGAAAUCUUCCCCAACGCCCAUCACUUUGAUCCAGACAGAUUCAAGGAGGACGCCCGGAGCGACCGACACCAUUUCACAUUCAUCCCCUUCGGCGAGGGCCCCCGUAUUUGCGUGGGAAUGCGAUUUGGAUUGAUGGUGAUUAAAAUUGCUCUAGCUCAAAUUCUCACUCACUACAGGAUUACACUUAAUGAGAAAACUAGCACGGAAUUGGAAAUUAAUAACAUAGCCUUGGUACAUACACCAAAGAACGAUAUUUGGCUCAAUCUUUCACCCAUUCAAUAUAUGAUUAUCGACGUUUUUACAAUGGCUGUAGUGGAAAUUCUGCUUGGUUUAGUGGCUCUCAUUUUCAUUGGAUUCUACUAUGUUAAGCGAAAAUACUGCUAUUGGGAAGAUCGUGGAAUUCGGAGUGUUAAACCCAUUUUCCCAAAAGGAAAUCUCACAAAUGUUGGGGUGACUGAGCACUUUUUCGAGCUUUGCCAGAGGGUGUACUUUGACCUGAAAGGGGAGGGAAGAGUUUUCGGCGGGAUGUACUUAACUGUGAGACCUGCAGUAAUUACAUUGGAUUUGGAUUUCGUGAAAACUGUGCUCGUGAAGGACUUUCACCUCUUUCACGAUCGUGGCUUGUACGUGAAUGAACGGGAUGAUCCCCUAACGGCAAAUUUAUUGAAUAUUAAAGGAGAAAAAUGGAGGAAUCUGCGAACAAAAUUAUCACCAACAUUCACAAGCGGGAAAAUGAAGCUCAUGUUCCCAAUUAUGCGAGAUAUUUCAGAUCAAUUAAUCGAAUGUCUCAGCAAGGAUCAUGUGGAUGGGAAGGAGUUUGAGCUCGGUGACUAUUUGUCGCGCUUUACACUCGAUAUUAUUGGAAGUUGUGCCUUUGGCAUUGACUGCAACAGUCUUCAUGAUCCAAAUGCGGAAUUUCAUCGUAUUGGGAAGAAGGCUUUUGAUAAUUCCGAAGGAAGAGCUCUCAAACGACUCUUCAUCACGACAUUCAAACCCUUGGCUCGACUUCUUCGUUUGCAGAUGAUUAGGAAGGAGAUAACAGAAUUCUACACAAGAAUCGUCACCGAAACAGUUACCUACAGGGAAAGUGAAGAUGUUGUAAGGGAUGACUUUAUGAAUCUUCUUAUCCAACUUAAAAAUAAAGGAAAACUCGAUGAUGAUCCUGGGCAAAUUACUGGAAAGAUAACAAUUAAUGAAGUUAUAGCGAAUGCAUUUCUCUUCCUACUUGCUGGCUUUGAGACUUCCUCGACAACAAUGAAAUUCUGUUUAAUCGAAUUGUCUCGCAAUAUUGCCGUACAAGAUAAACUUCGCGACGAGAUACAAGACGUGCUUGAACGGUAUGAAAAUAAGAUCACAUACGAAGCGUUAUCGGAGAUGAAGUAUUUGGAUAAAGUAAUUAAUGAAACACUGAGAAAACACCCACCUGCUGCACUAAUUGUGAGAUCACUGAAGGAGAAGUACAAUGUGCCAAAGACUAAUGUGGUUUUGGAUAAGGGAACCCAGCUAUUUGUCCCAGUACUGGGUAUUCACCGUGAUCCAGAAAUUUACCCCGAUCCAGAGAAUUUCGAUCCCGAACGCUUUAGUCCUGAAGCAGUAAAGUCGCGUCAUCCGUAUGCUUUUCUUGCCUUUGGCGAAGGACCAAGGAAUUGCAUUGGAAUGCGCUUUGGUUUAAUGCAGACCAAGAUUGGUAUAACACGCCUCCUAAUGAACUACCGCUUCUUGCCAAGUGAUAAAACAAAAUAUCCCAUUGAGUAUGUUAAAACCACCACACUUCUCUCACCUGUGGGUGGUUGUUGGGUGAAGGCAGAAAAAGUUUGA